UCACUGGUCAUGUUAAAGAUGAUAAAAAAACGUAGUGCAACGUAGAUCAGCAUUGAUAUCCAAUUAAAAAUAAGAUGAAAAUGAAGACAACUUUCGCUCUGUUGUUUGUUUUCGUUGUGAUUCUCCCUUCGGUUCACAGCAAAGCAAUUCUAGAGGACAGACUGACUAAUGAUCGUGCCGACCUUCGAGAACCUGGCAUUGACAGAACAGAUAGAAGAUACUCUGAAGUAGAACCUAGAAGAAGCCUUGCUGAUUUGGAAGGAUCGAGACUGAAGAUUGGCAGGGCAAAUGGCAUAAAUUUUGCAAGAGGGGCUUUAAGACGUGCAAGACCGCAAAGGACGCGAAGUGGUUCUGGUACACGAAGGCGCCCGACAAUGCUUAGACGAACUUUUGGAAGACCAUGCAGGCCAUGUGAUAGAGAAAUGUUGUAAUCGUAUUUGUAUGAUUUUUAGAGUGUGUCCACAUUUCAUUAUAUUGUUUUUGUUUAUUUUUUUAGAAAUACAUUUAGUUUCAUUU
Molecule: messenger RNA, 516 nt
Organism: Saccostrea cuccullata (small rock oyster)
Lineage: Eukaryota; Metazoa; Mollusca; Bivalvia; Ostreida; Ostreidae
Exons: 2
Coding region: 75-431 (118 amino acids)
Source: RefSeq, a predicted model, not a curated record